Cladophialophora immunda is the source of this 297-nucleotide messenger RNA. RefSeq lists its product as uncharacterized. The transcript has a single exon. The coding region runs from base 1 to 297 and encodes 98 amino acids. NCBI's taxonomy places the organism in Eukaryota, Fungi, Ascomycota, Eurotiomycetes, Chaetothyriales, Herpotrichiellaceae. The record is from RefSeq and is a predicted model, not a curated record. Gene Ontology annotation, molecular function: iron ion binding; oxidoreductase activity, acting on paired donors, with incorporation or reduction of molecular oxygen; heme binding.
AUGACGCCGAUAGAAGCUGGUGUAAACAAGCAGGCCAUAGCUGAAGCGGUUACUGACUCUACCGGAAGAGAGCUUCGGAGCACCAAGCUACGGACCCUGCGUGCUCUGAACAGACUACAGGCUGAGCUCCAAAAUGCGAAGCUCUCCGACUUCCCGAAGUUUAAGGAGACAUAUCAUCUCCCAUCUUUGAGUGCUGUCAUCAAAGAGGCGAUUCGCCUCCACACCCCGGUAGGCUUGAUUCUCGAACGAGUCGUGCCUCAAGGAGGUGUGAUUCUCUCGGAACGCGAAAUUUCCUGA